CUGGGUUCUACACUGCUUAUCGCGUCAUGAAAGAUUACCCGUCCGCUUUGAUAGACAUGUACGAGGCGCUUCCCAUACCAUUUGGUCUUGUCAGAUAUGGCGUAGCACCUGAUCACCCAGAAGUCAAGAACGUACAGCAUAAAUUCGAUGAAGUUGCCAGUGAUUCUCGUUUCCAAUUUAUUGGUAAUGUACGUUUUGGAAAAGACAUCUCUCUUGCUGAAUUAAAGCCGCACUAUGACGCAAUCGUUCUAUCAUAUGGAGCAAGUGCAGAAAAGAAAUUGGGAAUUAAAGGCGACGACGGAUCGCUAAAGAAUGUUUUAUCUGCUGGAGACUUUGUAGGCUGGUAUAAUGGUUUGUUUCAGGAUUACAAUCUGCAACUUGAUCUCACGCGAACGGAUACAGCGGUUGUAAUUGGACAUGGGAAUGUCGCCUUGGAUGUGGCGCGAAUAUUGUUGAUGGAC
This is a messenger RNA of Paraglomus occultum, 461 nucleotides long. The record is from the annotation of a GenBank genome assembly. NCBI's taxonomy places the organism in Eukaryota, Fungi, Glomeromycota, Glomeromycetes, Paraglomerales, Paraglomeraceae.